Arachis stenosperma is the source of this 594-nucleotide messenger RNA. Its product is annotated as protein FAR1-RELATED SEQUENCE 5-like. The record is from RefSeq and is a predicted model, not a curated record. Bases 1 to 594 code for a protein of 197 amino acids. The transcript is spliced from 2 exons. Gene Ontology annotation, biological process: regulation of DNA-templated transcription. Lineage: Eukaryota; Viridiplantae; Streptophyta; Magnoliopsida; Fabales; Fabaceae.
AUGGUUGCUGCAUUCGAGUUACAGGAGAACGAAUGGAUUUGGGCAACGUACGAGAAGAGGGUACAUUGGAAAAAUGUGUAUUUGUGUGAUACGUUUUGUGCUGGGUUGAGAACGACGUCAAGAUGCGAGGGAAUUAAUGCAUCACUUAAAAGGUUUAUCAAGUCCUCAAAUUGCUUGUUGGAGUUGGUGGAGAAUCUUGAAUGUGUAGUUAAGGACUACAGGAAUAAUGAGUUUAUUGCGGAUUACAAAUCUCUAUAUUCAGAACCGGUCAUAACUACUGGACUGGAAUCAAUUGAGAGGGCCAUGUCUCAAAUCUACACCAGAGAGAUAUUCUUCGAGGUCAAGAAACAGAUCGAAGGGGUGGCUGCGUUGAUAGUUCUUCAUAGGGAGAGUUAUGGUAGCACAGAGAAGUUCAUGUUUAGAAAGUUUCUUAAACCUCGUCAGGUUUACUCUGUACUAUAUGAAAGCAAGAAAGAUAGUGAAGAUAUUUUGGAUCCAAAGAUUAUCAAGUCAAAAGGUGCACCGCGAUCAACCGGCAACGACAAAAUGGCUAGGUGGUGCAGGCGUUGCCACGGUUUUAGACAUGAUCGAUGA